AUGCUGAAACGACACAGCUCCUCGCUUUUGAGGGAGGAACUGUCCAAGUAUUCUUUGCAGGGAAGCAAGAAACGUGCCCCGGAGACCGCCAUCGACCUCAAACUGCAGCGACUCUGGGCGGACGUUCUUCAGAUUCCGGUUGAUUCCAUCGGCUUGGACGACAGCUUCUUGCGUAUCGGCGGUGACUCAGUCGCAGCUAUUCGCCUUGUUGCUUUGGCCCGAGGCGCCGGGAUCAAGCUCACGGUCAAAGACAUCUUCGAUGACCCCAGGCUUCUUGGCAUGGGCAAGCGGGCUUCGGCCGGAGUGCACGAUGAGUGGCACGCUGAUAAGGCAGAAAUUCUGCCGUUCAGCCUCUUGUCUAAGCCCCUGCGAAAGGCCAUCAACCAAGUAGAGUCAACCGUCGGCGCCCAUCAUUCUGCUUUGGUCAACGCUACAAUCCUGAAGCAGUGCUCGUUUUCGAGCAACCAAGACAUCGAGGAUGCCUAUCCUUGUACCAAGCUCCAGGAGGGAUUCGCUGCACUCGCUAUCAAGCAGACGGGGUCCUACAAGGGAAAGUACGUAUACAGGAUACCGCCACAUGUCGACAUUGCCCGGUUCAAGGAAUCUUGGGCACGCACCGUUGCCCUUUGCCGGAAUUUACGGACGAGGAUCACCUUUGCAGCGGGACCUUCGGUCCAGGUAGUUGUCAAGAAUGAGUUUGCCUGGGACACGACCGAGAAUUGCAACCUCCUCGACGCAAUUAGUGUCCUAAGCGGAAUUGAGAUGACAGAAGGGUCGAGAAUGUGUCGGUAUGGCUUGGCCAAGGACAGCAACGAUGAAUUGUACUUCAUCUUGGUAAUUCACCACGCUGUCUACGAUGGCUGGACGAUGCGUCUGGUCAUCAAUACCGUGAACCAGGUCUAUACAAACGACAAGAGCCCGAAUCUUACGCCGUAUAACCACUUCAUCAAAUACGUAACUGCCAUGGACGAUGAAAGCAGCGCCGAAUAUUGGAAGAAGCAACUCGAGAAUGCCAAACAAGCAACAUUCCCACCCAUUCCCGGGUCUCUCUCAUCCCGAACAGGGGGGAAUGUGACUCGGGUUCUGCGGAAGACCAUUCAACUCUACCGACCUCCCGACUCAUCAUCCUCCAUAACCAAGGCAACGAUCCUUCGCGCUGCAUGGGCGAUGCUCCUGGCACGGUGCUGCGACACCGACGAUAUCUGCUUUGGGACUUCGGUAUCCGGUCGGCAGGCGCCUGUGCAUGGCAUCGAAGCCAUAGCCGGGCCUCUCGUCGCCACGGUGCCGGUUCGAGUGCGUCUGGAAUCUUCCAAACAGGUCUCCAAAUUUCUUCAAGAAGUGCAGCAACAGUCAACAGAAAUGACAGCUCACGAACAGUUCGGUCUGCAGAACAUCCUCAAGGUCAGCACCGAUGCCCGUGACGCUUGCGAGUUCUCCAGUCUCCUGGUCGUUCAACCGGCGCAGCUGGUCAAGUUCUCCGAGGAUGACUCCGAGAACCCCGUCUUGGAGAACGUGAGCUCGGAAUACUUUGGACAGGAAGAACUCCUGGAAGGCUACUUCAAUUACCCGCUUGUCGUCCAGGGUCUUGUGCACGAGACGUGCGUGGAGCUUAUGAUGGUCUACGACUGUCGCAGCAUCUCCGAACCCCGGGCCAAGGCACUCUCACGCCAGCUCGACCAAGUUGUUCAACAGAUGAAUGCAGAGAAAAGCAUCCUGGGUGACAUCACCAUCGCCGGGAGGUGGGAUCUGGAGCAGGCCACCGCAUGGAACAACCACGACGGGGCAGGCCCCAAGAUCAUCAAUGCCUGUGUUCAUGACUUUCUCCAGCAGCACGCAGCCAAAACUCCGGAUGCUCUCGCUGUCAGAGCCUGGGAUAUGCAGCUCACUUAUGCCCAGCUCGACAGCGCCGCCAACAGACUGGCACACCACCUUGUUGACCAGUAUAACGUCAAGGAGGACGAGUUCAUCCACGUUUGCUUCGAGAAAACAGCCUGGUUCUUCGUUGCCAUCCUCGCCAUCAACAAAGCCGGUGGUGCUUGGGUCCCGUUGGAGCCAUCCCAUCCCGAACAACGCCAGGUGCAGGUCGCCCAACAGACCGGAGCCCGGUUGGCCUUGGCCUCCCCCGCCAAUGUUGCUAUAUGUCGUCGUCUGGUUGACGACGUGGUCCAAGUCUCUAUUGAUCUCGAUCACGAGUUGAGCAGCACCCUUGGGGAGUGUAGCCUCCAACCACCACAGCGUAAUAUCACACCGUCCAACGCCGCCUAUGUUCUAUUCACGUCAGGAAGUACAGGAGUCCCCAAGGGCCUGGUCAUGGAACAUGAGUCUGUAUGCACCAGUCAAAUCGCCAUCGGGAAGCGCGUUGGCAUACACAGGGGCGCUCGUAUGCUCCAAUUCGCUUCAUACGUCUUCGAUGCUUGCAUUGGGGAGACUAUUGGCUCGUUCAUCGCCGGCGCCUGUGUGUGCGUGCCGUCUGACGAGAUGCGGAUGGACACUUGCCGCCUCACGGAAUUCAUUCGAGAGACGGAUGUCACUUGGGCGCUGCUCACCCCAGCUUUCAUUCGUACCAUCCAGCCCCACGAGGUCCCCAGCUUGCAAGUACUCAUGCUAGCUGGUGAGGCCGUGGGCCGAGACACCCUAGAGACGUGGUUCGGCAAGGUCCAUCGCCUGUUCAACGGCUGGGGCCCUGCGGAGACAUGCGUGUUCAGCACAUUGCAUGAAUGGAGCUCCUCUGGCGAAUCCCCCUUGACCGUAGGCCGACCAGUCGGCGGGUUCUGCUGGAUCGUGGAUCCAAAUGACAGCAGCCGUCUCGCACCAACGGGCUGCAUCGGCGAGAUCGUGAUCCAGGGCCCUACAAUCCUCCGCGAGUACCUCUCUAGCCCCGAACAGACAGCCAAGUUUGUCGUCGAUACACUUCCCGAAUGGGCUCCGCGAAGCUCCCUGUCCCGAUGGAACCGUUUUUACAAGUCAGGAGACUUGGGUUACUAUAAUGCGGAUGGAAGUAUUGAGUUUUCCAGCCGAAAGGAUACGCAAGUCAAGAUCCGCGGCCUCCGUGUGGAGCUAGGAGAAGUCGAGCAGCACAUCCGAGAACUUCUG
Messenger RNA from Colletotrichum phormii, 3093 nucleotides. RefSeq lists its product as uncharacterized. Gene Ontology annotation, biological process: secondary metabolite biosynthetic process; amino acid activation for nonribosomal peptide biosynthetic process. The record is from RefSeq and is a predicted model, not a curated record. Gene Ontology annotation, cellular component: cytoplasm. Lineage: Eukaryota; Fungi; Ascomycota; Sordariomycetes; Glomerellales; Glomerellaceae. The annotation marks the transcript as partial. The transcript has a single exon. Gene Ontology annotation, molecular function: phosphopantetheine binding; catalytic activity.